Messenger RNA from Cyclopterus lumpus (lumpfish), 654 nucleotides. Its product is annotated as putative proline-rich protein 21. The transcript has a single exon. Lineage: Eukaryota; Metazoa; Chordata; Actinopteri; Perciformes; Cyclopteridae. The coding region runs from base 1 to 654 and encodes 217 amino acids. The record is from RefSeq and is a predicted model, not a curated record.
AUGCCAUACCCCUUACGCCAUACCCCUUACGCCAUACCCCUUACGCCUUACCCCUUACACCUUACGCCAUACCCCUUACGCCAUACCCCUUACGCCAUACCCCUUACGCCUUACGCCAUACCCCUUACGCCAUACCCCUUACGCCAUACCCCUUACGCCUUACCCCUUACGCCUUACCCCUUACGCCUUACGCCAUACCCCUUACGCCAUACGCCUUACGCCUUACGCCAUACGUCUUACGUCUUACGCCUUACCCCUUACGCCUUACGCCAUACCCCUUACGCCAUACCCCUUACGCCAUACCCCUUACGCCAUACCCCUUACGCCAUACCCCUUACGCCUUACGCCAUACCCCUUACGCCUUACCCCUUACGCCUUACGCCAUACCCCUUACGCCAUACCCCUUACGCCAUACCCCUUACGCCUUACGCCAUACCCCUUACGCCAUACCCCUUACGCCAUACGCCUUACGCCAUACCCCUUACCCCUUACCCCUUACGCCAUACCCCUUACCCCUUACGCCAUACCCCUUACGCCAUACGCCUUACGCCAUACGCCUUACACCUUACCCCUUACGCCAUACCCCUUACGCCAUACCCCUUACGCCAUACCCCUUACGCCAUACGCCUUGGCCAUCGUGGGUCAGAGGUAUGA